Molecule: messenger RNA, 3495 nt
Organism: Acanthopagrus latus (yellowfin seabream)
Lineage: Eukaryota; Metazoa; Chordata; Actinopteri; Spariformes; Sparidae
Product: wiskott-Aldrich syndrome protein family member 3-like
Exons: 12
Coding region: 755-2221 (488 amino acids)
Biological process (GO): actin cytoskeleton organization; positive regulation of Arp2/3 complex-mediated actin nucleation
Cellular component (GO): cytoskeleton
Molecular function (GO): protein kinase A regulatory subunit binding; Arp2/3 complex binding; actin binding
Source: RefSeq, a predicted model, not a curated record
GUGUGAAGGAGAAUUGGACAAUGUUCAUACUUAUCUUUACUAUUUAUUAAUUCAUAUUCAUGUUGAUAUUGUUCAGUAUUCUUUAUGAGUCUGUUUCUGCUUCUAAGCAUUUCAUUAUGUUGUUUAUUUCUUCCUGUUACUGUUGUUGAUUGAUUGAACUGUUCUGUCAGAAACACAUUUUCCUGUUUGCAGGACAAAUAAAGGAAGUUCUGAUUCUGGUUCUGAUUUACUCGAGUACUGUGCGGAAACAUUUUCUUUGGGCUUGACUGGAGUAUUUCCGUGUCACAGAACUUUAAACUACAUCUCAGAACUGAAUGUUGCACUUUUUACUCCACUACAUUUGUCUGACAGCUUUAGUUACUCGUUAUUUUUCAGAUUACUUCCUGUCCAAAUGUGUUGAUGUUGAACUAUUACAAUUAAUUGCUCAAUAACAGUAGUUAAAGUAGUUAAUUAGCCCGUUAGAGCUUCUUAUCUGUGACAUCAGAGGCCGACAGGAGCCGACGGAAGCCGACAGGAGCCGAGCAGCUGACAGGGGGCUCCCCCCUCCUCUUCCUCCUCUUCCUCCUCCUCUCAGCAUCAUUCCCGGACUCAGAGGACGUGAGGAUGAUCCCGCUGCCCGCCGCUCUGUGACUGGGGAGGCUGAGCAGAAAAGACCCGGACCCGGAGCAGAACCUGUACCUGAUGAUCAGGUGGACAGCUGGAACACACCUGUCUGACGUCUUAAAGGGACAACACACUGUUUCUGAGUUGAGCCAUGCCGUUGGUGAAGCGGAUUAUUGAACCCAGAUAUCUGUGUCGCGGCACUCUGCCUGAUGGAGUCGCCAGUGAGCUGGAGUGUGUCACCAACAGCACAUUGGCUGCUGUCAUCAAACAGCUGGGAGGACUCAGUCGUCAUGCGGAGGACAUCUUUGGUGAGCUGUUCACGGAGGCCAACAGUUUCUACCUGAGGAUGAACAGUCUGCAAGAGAGAGUCGACCUGCUGGCAGUGAAGGUCACACAGCUGGACUCCACUGUGGAGGAAGUGUCUCUGCAGGACAUCAACAUGAGGAAGGCCUUCAGGAGCAGUACCAUCCAGGACCAGCAGGUGGUGUCACGGAGCUCCAUCCUCAACCCAGUGCUGGAGAUGUACCAACGCUGUGACAAACCACCGCCUCUCAACAUCCUCACACCCUACAGGGACGAUAAGAAGGACGGUCUGAAGUUCUACACUGACCCGUCUUACUUCUUCAGUCUGUGGAAGGAGAAGAUGCUGCAGGCCACCGAGAACAAACGCAAAGAGAAGAGAAGACAGAAGGAGCAGAAGCAUGUGGAGGAGUCUUCGGGUCGGGAAGUGAAGAAGGUUCGGAAAGCUCGUAACAGGCGGCAAGAGUGGAACCUCAUGGCGUACGACAAGGAGCUCCGCCCAGAUGCUCGAGUAACACCUUCACCUUACCACACGUCCGACGGCUCGAUGUCACCUGACAGGUUGGGGAUGUCAGAUGACCCCACCAGCUCCCACCACCAUGAUGCCCAGGGGCAUGAUGGGAAGGAUCAUGUGGCCAUGGCAACAGGAAGUGGUCAAACUCAAUCACUGGACCGCGCGCUCCGACCCGCCUCCACUGCAGUAGCCACAGCAACUACCCGGCAACACUCGCUGGGUCGCAACCAGCCGCAUCAUCACCACCCGCCACUGGCAGGCUUGGCCAAUCAGAACGGAGCACGGACCAAUGAGGAGGCCAAUGACCAUCAGAUCCCUCCAGCCCCCCCGCCACCCCCCCCUCUCAUGCCGUCAGCGUUCCCCAACAGCUCCACCCAUGCCGCUGCUAUGGCAACGCCACUGCAUCCUGCAGCCGCUCCUGGUAACCAAGGUGGCGCUGCUGUUCUCACACGCCCCUACAGUCCAUCACCUCCUCCGCCUCCCCCUGCUAACUACGUCCCCUCCCCCUCCCGUCCCGGAGGCCAGGUGCUGCCCUCGGCUGGUGCCGCACCUCCACUGCCCCCAGCGACAGACGGCAGGAAGCCGGCCAGCGGGCCGAUAAACGACGCCCGCAGCGACCUGCUGGCCGCCAUACGCCGAGGGAUCCAGCUGAGGAAGGUUCAGGAGCAGCGAGAGCAAGAGGAGGCCAAGAAACGAGAGCCGGCAGGAAAUGAUGUCGCCACCAUCCUGUCGCGUCGCAUUGCUGUGGAGUACAGCGAAUCAGAGGAGGAGUCUGAACCUGAGGACCAGGAUUGGUCUGACUGAGGACACAUGGAGACAGAAUCCAGAUCCUCCCUGACAGAACCCUGGAACAGGACAGGACUGGAGUCUGUUCUGCAGGGAUGAUCAGAGAUUUUCCCUCCAGAAAAAUAUUUAGAUAAACAUGUUGAUUAUGUUACUUUAUUACUUUAUCGUGAUUAUUAAAUGUUACCUCAUUAAUAAUGUAUUUAUUCACUUUAACCUGCUGGGGGCAGAGCCUGAAUGUGGUCCAACAUUUGGUCCACAUGGGGACAUCCUGACAGAUCCUGGUCCAGUUUCUGAUGGUUUAUAUCUGGAGACGUGAGGUCGUCAGAGUGUUUGUCAAUGAUCGUUGAUCACUGAUCAGUGAUCAAUGGGUUGUCCAGCAGUUGGCGCUGAGUCUGCUGUUUCACUUCCUGUUCAGGUCGAAACAUUUGGUCUCAUUCUCAGUUUAGUGUUUUACUGAUUUACUGUUUGGACUGAAAAGCUGAACUUAUUAUUGAUUUGACUUUGAAUAGAGGUUCAUGUUUGAUUCUUACUAUAUUCAAGUUUUUCUGAAUUUGUCUUUUUUUUAAUCUUUUAUAAUUUCGGGUGUUUCUUUGAAUUGAUUUUUGGUGCAUGUCAGUGACGUGGACAGAUUUAGUUUCCUCCUCGUAUUCCUGCUGCUGGCUUCAGCACACCAUCAUUAGUUGCUAUGGUAACCAGAGACAGACUCGUUAGUGAUAUAAUUGGACUUUUUCCUUUAUGUUCCUGAGUUUGAAGAGAAAGACAGAAGAUGAUCUCUGACACAUUUCUUCAUUAAUUAUUGAUGACAGCAUGUGACCUGAGCGUGGUGCAGAUGAGUAUUGGUUAUUGAUUGAAGUGAUGACAUCAGCGCUCUCUCUGUUUCAUCCAUUGUUGUGAUGUCAUUGCUGCCACUGCUGAUGUAAACAAUGUGGUGGAGAAAAAAAGGGACGUGUACUUCCUGUCCUGUACCAUCUGUGAUUGGUAGAGAUUUGUUGAUUUAUUAAUUAUUGAUCUGUGCUGUGUGUUCCUGGCUCUGUGAUUUGCAUGUUGGUGGUAAAAUAACAAAAAUCAAAUGACUGUGAAAUAUUCUGUCUUCAAAAGAGAAAACUGACUGACAGAACCAGCUGUCGGCCAUGUUGUUCUGUCUCAUUUAGUGACAUCAGCUGAUGGAUUUUUUUUAAAUGACAGUGUGUAUUGAUUAAUGAGAAGAUCAGUUUAGACACAUUUAUCUUAAUUUUAAUGAAUAAAUGGUAUUAUUUUAAACUUUGGAUGAAAUAAAACUGUAAGUAGUGGCA